ACCCUGAACGUCCGUUUCGGCGUGGCUUAUACGGUCUCUUGGUUUCAGCAGCUGGUUGGGCAAAUAACAGAGGAACCAAAACUAAACCCCCCGCUCCGGCGCAUAUGGAUCGACUCAAUUUGUAUCAACCAGGACGAUGUCGAGGAGCGAUCGUCUCAGUCAAGAUCCGUUAAGACUUUAAUUUGGCCCGGGCCACAAAUAUCGCCAUCAGCGUCGGACUUUGCGUGGCGGUUUUUGGACCAGAUUUAUUCCAUUUUCGAAGCUCAGAAUCCCCACGCUACCGAGCAGACCGAAAUUUCUGGACAAAUUUACUCGGAUAUAUUUCAUGUAAACUUUGGCCUUCCCGCAUGGGAUCUUCGGUGGUUCUCACGGGUUUGGGUGAUCCGGGAAAUGGUGCUGUCGCCCCAAAAUCCGUUGCUUUUAUACGGCAAACAAUCUUACCCCUGGCAUCGCCUUGGCUGGGCAAUAACAUGGCCUCAUCGAAAGGGGUACACCAGGUUGUCACGAAUUCCCGCCGAAACGCUGAACGUUAAUACCAUGUGCCUCUUUCGACGCUCCCGCGAAAAGUGGUCACUCGACGCACUCAUAUAA
Molecule: messenger RNA, 591 nt
Organism: Pyricularia pennisetigena
Lineage: Eukaryota; Fungi; Ascomycota; Sordariomycetes; Magnaporthales; Pyriculariaceae
Exons: 3
Source: RefSeq, a predicted model, not a curated record